AUGGCCCCUGCACUUCCUCUACUCGUUGUUUCGACCAGCUCCGUGCGCCCGCAUGCUGCUGUGCCCAGGCGACCUCGCCAGCGCCGUCGUCCGUCGCCGCGGCUCCGCCCGCGCCCGGCGUUCCUGUCACUGGACGACGCCUGUGGGCUGGCCGCUCCCCUGCAACCUCCCUGGUGCGCCUCGCCCUCGCGGCCGCCAGAACCAGCUGCGUCGGCAACGCUGUCCGCCUUCCGCCCGAGCUGGUUCCACGCCUGGCGUCAUCUCGGCCCUCGGCCGUCUGGGUGGGGGCCGGCCCUGUCCCCGAAGCUCCCGCCGGGUUGCCUCCGACCGCCGCCUGCGUCGGCUCGGCUCCGCCCGCGCGCCGGCUCCGCGUCCGCCCGGCCUCGUCCUGCUCCCGGCGCUUGGGCCGACUCCCCGACGCUGGCCCGCCCUGCAUCGGUUCCUCCCGGUGCCGGCUUCCCCGCGCGCCGCCUCGAGCGAGAGGCCGUCCGCCUCGCCUGCUCGCCCAUCGCCCCGGCCGACUGCGGCUCCGGCGCCAGACGGCCUCGCCUGCUCGCCCGCCGCCCCGGCCGACUGCGGCUCCGGCGCCAGACGGCCUCGCCUCCUCGCCCGCCGCCCCGGCCGACUGCGGCUCCGGCGCCAGACGGCCUCGCCUCCUCGCCCGCCGCCCCGGCCGACUACGGCGCCGGCGCCAGACGGCCUCGCCGGCUCGCCCGCCGCCCCGGCCGACUACGGCCCCGGCGCCAGACGGCCCCGCAGGCUCGCCCGCCGCCCCGGCCGACUACGGCCCCGACGCCAGACGGCCUCGCCUGCUCGCCCGCCGCCCCGGCCCACUACGGCGCCGGCGCCAGACGGCCUCGCCGGCUCGCCCACCGCCCCGGCCGACUACGGCCCCGGCGCCAGACGGCCCCGCAGGCUCGCCCGCCGCCCCGGCCGACUACGGCCCCGACACCAGACGGCCUCGCCGGCUCGCCCGCCGCCCCGGCCGACUACGGCCCCGGCGCCAGACGGCCUCGCCGGCUCGCCCGCCUACCCGGCCGACUCCGACCUGCCUCCGCCUCCCCAGCGCGCGCCGGGCCGGCUCGCCGCUCGCCGGCCCCGCCAGCUCGGCCACGGGUCUCCUCCGCUCCGCGCCGGCUCGCGGCUCCGCCUACACCCAUGCCCGUCGCCUGCCCGACCUCCUGA
Molecule: messenger RNA, 1185 nt
Organism: Aegilops tauschii subsp. strangulata
Lineage: Eukaryota; Viridiplantae; Streptophyta; Magnoliopsida; Poales; Poaceae
Source: RefSeq, a predicted model, not a curated record